Messenger RNA from Aspergillus mulundensis, 1788 nucleotides. RefSeq lists its product as uncharacterized. Lineage: Eukaryota; Fungi; Ascomycota; Eurotiomycetes; Eurotiales; Aspergillaceae. The record is from RefSeq and is a predicted model, not a curated record. Bases 1 to 1788 code for a protein of 595 amino acids. The transcript has 3 exons.
AUGGGUAUUCCGCGCCUGAGACGACAUCUGCAUCCCUUCUGCCAGGACGUCCUGCUUCAGAAUGACGCGGAUGCCAAUCUUGAAUGUAUAAGAUCUGUUGUGAUUGACGGGCCCAGCCUGGUGUACAAUGUGUACUCCCGUCUAUUGUCAUGGUUUGCAGCGACCAGCUGCAGUACGAUUGAUGCCCUUCCCACCUGCGAUGAAGUGAGCCGUGGGGUCAUGCUAUAUUUGAUGCAUUUGGAGGCGCUCGGCGUUGAGAUUGAAACCAUCUAUUUCGACGGUGCCUUGCCUGCACGGAAGCGCGAAACCCGGGUUAUGCGCCUUGAAAAUCAAAGGAGCAGGCUCGAGCUUUUCUGUGCAGAAACCAAGAAUGGCUUCAACACGUCCAAUGCUUAUAACGACAAUCGAACUGUCAGACUUGACAAAGUUUUACGCAAGCGAUCAACGCCUGCUAAGUACGACAAAGCUCCUGUCAGUCCUUUCAUAGUUCCAGCGGUGUUUGAAGACCUGAAAUGUCGCUGGAACAGGAUGAAUAUCACCAAUGCUACCGGAGCUGCUUUUCCUCUAGACUCGCUUGGGCUUCAGGAUUUCCCUUGGGCAAGUAAAACAACCAUGGUGUCGGGGGAAGCUGAUGCGUACUGUGCCUCCGCAGCAAGAUAUAUGGACUCUUGUGUCCUCACAAAUGACUCAGAUCUCGUCCUUUAUGAUCUCGGAGAUAAAGGCUCGGUAGUCUUUUUAGAUUCCGUUGAGUUGGGAUCUGACUCGACGCAUUCAUCAAUAUCUCGAGUUAAGGCUGCCAUGCUGCGCCCUUCGCUGGCCGCCCGACGGCUGGGAAUUUCCAGUUUGCUAUCGCUAGCUUAUGAAUUGAAAGCCCAGCCAGCAACUGGUUUGGCAGAGUUACUUCUGCAAACGAAGAAUCGGACUGGCACGGCGGAAGCAUGCAACUACCAGCAUUUUGCAAGUGAAUACCAGGUGAAUGACGUAUAUGGGCAAAGUCAAGACAUCAAACAGCCUCGUGGGAUCCUCGAUACCAGGAUAUCGGAAUUAUUUUGGCAGUGCGAGAUGCGGUGCCGCGAAUAUCGGAAACUUGCCUAUUCGGUUUUGAAUAACUUCCGCCCUAUCCAUGAGAGAUAUUACUGCAUAGCAGAAUAUGUUCGGCGCGGCCGGCGGAUUGCAGAGGACAAAAUAGAACUUCAUGAUGAAGAAUGGAUAUCGGCUCAGGCAAUGUCGCUUCAAACCCGCCUGGAAUCAUUGCAGAUAGCCCUGCAAAUAAACAGUGAUGCACUAAAUUUUUGGAGAAUAUUCGCUCUGUGCAACGCUUAUAGUGCAGACGCCGAGCUUAGCCAAAGAGAUUUUCAGAAACUGGAACAAUUUCUCAGACUUGGUUACAUGGGAGAACGGCUUGAAUGGGAGGAUCUCCACCUGACAGCAAAGAUGCAUGCGAUUCUAUAUUCCCUACGGACCCUAAAACAACUCAUUGACGUCCUACAUCCCAAGAACGUGGAAAUAGUGAAAUUGAGGUCUACACUGGGAAGCCUCCCUCCGUUGCAUAUCAUGAUGAAUCCUGCUUGUCACCGCACCGCGUUACACUCGAGAUACAUCACAGCUCCACAGCUUAUAGAUUCAUUCAGGUGCCUGUUUCAAGCACACAAACCAACGUGCACAAUCCGAAUUCAUGCAACAUCGCAAUCUGAGCCCCCAUCUUUCUUGCUUACCGCAGCCACUGAGAAGGGCACCAUUGAUCAUACACACAUAUCAAACAUUUACGAGCUACUUCAGGAGCAGUAG